AUGGCCUUGUCCGCUCUGGGGCUGUGGCCGCUGCUCCUGGGCCUGCUGGACCCUCUCUCCCGCUCCUGCUGCAGAGUCUCUGGCCCUGGUGAGGGGCGGAAACCGCUGCGAGGGUCUCCUGCAGGUGCAGUCCGGGGGGCAGCAGGGCCUGGUGUGCGGGGACCACUGGGCCUGCGGGAGGCAUCUGUGAUUUGCAGGCAGCUGGGCUGCGGUCACGCCCUCUAUGUCCCCACGUAUGUGGUGUGGCCCCCGGAGGCCCAGAAUUCCCUGCUGCGGGGCGUGCAGUGCCGGGUUGUGGAGGCCUCGCUCUGGGAGUGCUCCUGGGGGGAGUGGGGUCGCUGCACAGCUGCGAGUGUGAAUGCAUCGGCGCAGUCCACUGCUCAGCGUCUGCCCCCAGGACACACCGAGGCCCGGCUGGUGGGCGGCGGGCACCCCUGCGCCGGGCGCCUGGAGGUGCGGCGGGGCCUGACCUGGGGCGCCGUGUGCGACGCGGACCUGGACCCGGCCACGGCCCACGUGGUGUGCCGGGAGCUGCAGUGCGGGGCGGCGGUGUCCACACCCGGGGGCGCGCGCUUCGGCCGGGGCUCGGGGCCGGUGUGGACGGAAGCCUUCCGCUGCGCGGGCAACGAGUCGCUGCUGUUCCACUGCCCGCGGGCGCGCGGGAGCCGGUGUGGACCCGGCCGCCACGCGGGGCUCCGGUGCGCGGGGGAAAAGUUCAGGCUGGUCAACGGCAGCAGCAGCUGUGAGGGCCGCGUGGAGCUCCAGGUGCAGGGGUCCUGGGCGCCCCUCUGUGCCACCCACUGGGACAUAGCAGACGCCACCGUCCUCUGCCACCAGCUCAACUGUGGCAACGCGGUGGCCGCACCUCGAGGAGGCCAUUUUGGGGGCGGGGACGCAGCCAUCUGGCCUGAGGCGUUUCACUGUGAGGGGACAGAGUCCUACUUGUGGAAUUGCCCAGUAAGCACCCUGGGGGCCCCGGCCUGUGCCCCGGGAAACUCGGCCUCCGCAGUGUGCUCAGGUUUCCCCCAUGCGCUGCGGCUGCGGGAAGGACAGAGCCGCUGUGACGGCCGCGUGGAGGUCUCCCUGGACGGCGUGUGGGGCCGCGUCCUGGAUGACGCCUGGGACCUGCGCGGCGCGGGCGUGGUGUGCCGGCAGCUGGGGUUCGGAGGGGCCCAGCGAUCCUACGACGCGCCCGCCCCCAGCCGCGGGUCCAUCCAGGUGGCGCUGAGCUGCGCGCGCUGUCUGGGCACCGAGACCCGCCUGACCCGGUGCAACGUGUCCGCGACGCUGCGGGAGCCCGCGGGGACCUCGCGGGACGCUGGCGUGGUGUGCUCGGGAGGGCGGAACCGCGUCCCGCGUGGGCAGUGGGGCACCGUGUGUGACGACGCCUGGGACCUGCGGGACGCGCACGUGGUCUGCAGGCAGCUGGGCUGCGGUCGCGCCCUGAGCGCCCCGGGGACCGCGCACUUUGGAGCCGGGGCGGGGCGCAUCUGGCUGGACGAGCUGCGCUGCCAGGGCCACGAGUCUGCGCUGUGGCAGUGCCCGUCUGCAGGCUGGGGCCGGCACGACUGCAGGCACAAGGAGGACGCCGGAGUCUUCUGCUCAGAGUUCACGGAUGUGAGGCUGCAGAGCCACAGGCAGCCAUGCGCAGGACGGCUGGAAGUUUUCUACAAUGGGACCUGGGGUGAUGUCUGCCGCACCCUGAGUGUGGCCUCCCUGCGGGUCCUGUGUGGGCAGCUGGGCUGUGGGUCUCACGGGCAGCUGCAGGCUGCGGCAGGGAGCCAGUCUGCCACUGAGUUUCUCUGGGUGGCCUCCAUCCAGUGCAGGGACAGACAUGACCAGUCCCUGUGGCAGUGCCCGUCAGCUCCCUGGGACCAGCAUUCAUGCUCCAGUGGAGAGGAAGCCUGGGUCCUGUGCAUGGAAAAGGCAGGAGAAGUUCCUCAGGACCCUGGGGAGACCGUCAACUGCUCCUCCUCGCUCAGCUGCCCAGAGGAGGGCGCAGUGCGUUUGCGCGGGGGCCAGGCCCGCUGCUCCGGGCGCGUGGAGCUCUGGCACGCGGGCUCCUGGGGCACCUUGUGCGACGACGCCUGGGACCUGGCGGACGCGGAGGUGGUGUGCCGCCAGCUGGGCUGUGGUCCCGCCGUCGCCGCCCUGGCGGCCGCCGCCUUUGGCCCUGGCUCCGGGCCGGUGUGGCUGGACGAGGUGGGGUGCCGGGGCAGCGAGGGGUCCCUGCGGGGCUGCGCUGCGGAGCGGUGGGGACGCGGAGACUGCGCGCACAAGGAGGAUGCGGGCGUGCGCUGCUUGGGUUGUGGCAUGUCAGGGCACCUGUCCUCAGAGGGUAUCUAUGAGGACAUCGGAGCCUUCCCCAUGGGGCAGAAAGACGAGGAACCUGCAGCGUCUGGGGACCUGGGCCUGGAGGAGAACUAUGACGAUGCCGGAGAGCCUGAGGAUGGCGCUGAGGAGGAGACAGAGGAGGCCGGGGUGCUGCUGAGCCCUGCAGGUGUGCACCUCUGCGCCCUGGCGUCCAUGGUGGUCUGCCUCCUGUACUGCUCCUAUGCAGAGGGCUCUGCUCUGGCCAGCGCCUACAUUUAA
Molecule: messenger RNA, 2592 nt
Organism: Cebus imitator (Panamanian white-faced capuchin)
Lineage: Eukaryota; Metazoa; Chordata; Mammalia; Primates; Cebidae
Product: scavenger receptor cysteine-rich domain-containing protein SCART1-like
Cellular component (GO): membrane
Source: RefSeq, a predicted model, not a curated record